AUGAGUCUUGAUGCUCUUGCCAGCACCGUGGUCAACGCCAAUAAUGCGUUCAUCUCGUUCCUGGACCACCUGCCGUGCGAUAUUGUUCGCUCGCUGUGGCUGACACAGAGCCUGAGUUUGAAGAACGAUGGCCUGCGAACCCAGCUUGAUGCGUUGCUCAAGAGCCAAAAGCCCGGAAAAAUCAAGAAAACAGACGUUCUGCGCCAGAUCGCGACCCUCAAGCGCCAGCUCGUGCGAAACUCCGCCGAACUCAUCGCUCAGGCACGCUAUUUGUCGCAUAUUCUAGCCAAUCACCAUAGCCGGGUUUUGAACGAAAUACAACUGAUGGAUCUGCUCAAGUGCUCCAGAAACCCGCCCGAUACACGUACCUGGAGCAAGUUCACCGAGUUCAAGAAGCGGUUCGUUUUCUCUGCUCAGGAUGACUCCGACCACGAGGACGAAGACCCGCUUGCCCAGCGAAAGCCUACAAUACCAAUAAAGAUAAAGAAACUCGUGCCGGUGGAAAAGGUUGAACAGCGGGAACAAACUCAACCGGCUCAGCCAGCACACAAGAAACGCAAGAGACGAAUCGUGGAGAGCGAUACCGAGGGGUCUCCAACACCCGCAGACCCAACACCCCCAGAGGAAGUGUACUGCUUCUGUCGCGGUCCGAGUAUGGGAAAGAUGAUUGCGUGCGACAACUCGUCGUGUCCGAUCGAGUGGUUCCAUUACAAAUGUGUUGGUCUCUACACAGAGCCUACAACGAGCAGGUGGUUCUGCAGCCCCGACUGCGAGCAGAAAUACAAGGUCCGUGCUGCCAGAAAGAGACGCAGACGCAAAGGUUACUGA
Messenger RNA from Ogataea philodendri, 828 nucleotides. RefSeq lists its product as uncharacterized. Gene Ontology annotation, biological process: regulation of DNA-templated transcription. Bases 1 to 828 code for a protein of 275 amino acids. The transcript has a single exon. The record is from RefSeq and is a predicted model, not a curated record. Gene Ontology annotation, cellular component: Rpd3L-Expanded complex; nucleus; Rpd3L complex. NCBI's taxonomy places the organism in Eukaryota, Fungi, Ascomycota, Pichiomycetes, Pichiales, Pichiaceae.